UCCUGCGAGGAUGAAGAUUUAGAAGUCUCUGUGCGCUCUGCGUUAAUAUAAGACUCUGCGCGUUAGACUGAAGUGUUUGUCUAGUAGGCUAUAUCUUGUUAUGGGGAAUUAGCAUUUAUCACACGGGUAAAUCUGAUUUUGAGAUCAGUUUUAGAGUGAGACAGCGGUGGCGUGCACUGGUGGCAUAGGCGGUGUCUGCCAGAAGCUGCAGGAUCCAAUCCAAAAGUGCAAAAGGCACACCUCGGGCACAUGAUUUUUUCGUGUUUUCCGGACACAGUUUGAAAGGAGUGUGACGCAGCUGAACCCACUUGUCAACUCAGCUUUAGCUCAAGUCUCCAGAGAGUGAGAAAGAGAGGGAGAUUAAGGGAGAGUGAAAAUAAGUAAGCGAGAAGAAGAGAGCGGGAGAGAGAGACAGACAGAAGGAGGCUCGUCUCUGAGUUAGAGAGUUAUAGAGAGAGGGAGAGAAAAAGGGGAAAAAAAGAGAAGGAGGCUCGUCUCUGAUGGAGGCCAGGCAGGCACCAAAGCAGCGUGCGCGGGAGAGACACACAGAGAGAGGCGGAGAGGAGGGAAUUAUCAUAAUGAUUAAAAAGAGGUUACCACUGCAGGCAAGUCACCGCUGAAACCAGUCAGUGUUUUACCUAAGGGCACAACAACAUGAAAAGUCUGAUCAUCACAGACAUUGACAAAUUUCCUGCUAAACUAUUUCCAAGAAGAAAAGAUCUCUUGGUGUGAUGCGUCCUAUAUUAGGAAGUGCGAUGGCUCGGAGCUGUGUUUGCCUGCCGGGCGUCAAGCCGCUUUCUCCGCGGUGAUCCCAACGCAAGCAGAGAAUAAUCUGGCUCUGUUCUGCUCAUGUGCCUGGGUGAGAGUGUGAUUUACGCUGUCACACUUUGGAUUUCUGCACCUCAUAACUCCUCAAGUGUUCUCCUACUUUAAAAAUGAUGGAUGGAGACAGACCUUUGUUACAGUAGCUCUGAGCAGCAGUUUUGACACCUGACACCCAAAGAAACAUGGACGGAUCCUCACCUUCUCUUCAGUAUGGCUCCAAAAAGCGUGUGAAGAUCCACCCAAACACAGUGACAGUGAAAUAUGCUACACACUUCCCUCAGCCGGGGGACGAGGGCUACGAUGAUGCCCCCUCUUUUGAGGAGUUUGGGGCCUUUGCAGAAGCCAAUGCAGGAAAGAGACUGGUCACAGACAGUAAAGGAGGCAGGACUUUCUUUGGGACAAUGGAUACUCAGCCUAAGCAGCCCGUUGCACCCAAGGACAAAGGGGUGGAGGGUCAGCUUGCCAGCUUUGGGGAGGCUAAUGUCCUAGCCUCAAAAGUGACCUGGAUGGCCCUGUUUGGGGCAGCAGUGGCACACGGUUGUGUGUCCCUGAUCACACGUUUAGCAGCAGACCGCUCCAAAGUGCCCUCCCUGGAGCUACUCUUCAUUCGCUCUGUCAUUCAAGUGCUGUCCAUCCUUGUGGUCCUCUACUACCAUGAGGCUCCCUUUGGUCCUAAGGGCUACAGGCUUAAGCUCUUCUUCUAUGGCGUCUGCAACGUGAUCUCCAUCACCUGCGCCUACACCUCCUUUGCCAUUGUCCCGCCCAGUAACGGCACAAUCAUGUGGCGAGCCUCCACCACAGUUUUCAGUGCCAUCCUGGCCUUUCUGCUGUUGGACGAGCGUCUUGGCUACACAGACGUGGUCACUGUGGUGGGCAGUGUGUUUGGGUUAUGCCUGGUGAUGGUGCCCAACAUUGCAGAUGAGGAGAAGUCCAGGCUGGGCUUUUGGAAAGAGGCCUUUGGGUAUACAAUGACAGUGAUGGCGGGUUUGACUGCGGCCCUGUCCAUGAUAGUCUACAGGGCCAUAAAGGAGCGGGUGAGCAUGUGGACAGCGCUCUUCACCUUUGGCUGGACAGGCACCGUGUGGGGGGCUUCCACUAUGUUCAUCAUGCAGGAGCCCAUCAUUCCUCUGGACAUGGAGACCUGGGGCUAUCUCACAGGCAUCUGUAUUUGCUCCACAGUGGCGUUCCUGGGAGUCUACUAUGCUCUGAACAAAUUCCACCCAGCCUUAGUCAGCACCGUGCAGCACCUGGAGAUCGUGGUGGCCAUGUUCCUGCAGCUCAUUGUGCUGAGGAUGGUCCCAUCUGUGUAUGAUGUCAUCGGGGCUCUUCUCAUCAUGGUCUCUGUGUUUACGCUGACUGGAGUCAAGUUGUACAGGGUGAGCCGGGCCAUCAGGCAGGACUACCAGGAGAUCCUAGACUCACCCAUCAAAUGAGAGUCACAAUGUCAGUCUAUAUGUUUACAGUGUUGCUUGGUUGUGCAGUUUAAUGAAUGUCUGGAUCAUUUGAUGAUUUUGUAUUGUGUUGUUUGCAGAGUGCUGGUUGUGUAUCUAAUGUCUUAAUAUGUCUGUGAUAAAAGACUAAUGUAAAUGAUGAUUCCCUCAUAGUUCAAACAAAACAAUAACAAAACUAAAUUCACUUUUGUUUUUGAUCAGGCCUAAUGAACGCUAGCUAAAAGGAUAUAAGAAUAUAGACUGUGAGGAAGCAGGAAAUGCCAUAAACAUUGUUAAAUGUCUCUCUCUGUUGUUACACUGCCACACUUGCACUGUGUAAUUGUGAGCCCAGAAA
Boleophthalmus pectinirostris (great blue-spotted mudskipper) is the source of this 2610-nucleotide messenger RNA. It is a transcript of the gene slc35g2b, whose product is annotated as solute carrier family 35 member G2b. NCBI's taxonomy places the organism in Eukaryota, Metazoa, Chordata, Actinopteri, Gobiiformes, Gobiidae. The record is from RefSeq and is a predicted model, not a curated record. Bases 1008 to 2258 code for a protein of 416 amino acids. Gene Ontology annotation, cellular component: membrane. The transcript is spliced from 5 exons.